CUAUCCCCAUCGUCGUGGCCGUUGUCAUCAGCAGUAAGCACCGUGGUUCAGGGUGUGGCCCGGGCCGCAUCUGCCAAUCACACCGUACUCUCCCUACUCUGUGCAGCGCACCGCCCCAUGGCGACCACCACGCGUCCAGCCUCUGCAGCUCUGCUCCUGCAGCUUCUCGUGCAGCACCACCGCCUCUGUGCGGCGCUGCGGGUGGGUCAUCCGCCCAACGACGGCGCACCCGACUACGUGGAGCAGUUGCGCGCCGCCACCGCGGGCAACGCGACGCGCGCAGCGGUGACGGGGCCGUUGAAGACGAUAAGCGUAGCGAUCGAUGAAUUUCUGAUCCCGCGCCUGGAGUGGAGGUUCAGCCACUGCAGCGGGGACAGGCGGAAGUCGAGGUGUGUCCUUCGGCGCGUGCCCGACACUGCUCUCCGUCACUUUCUCCUGCUGGACUCGCUGCAGUUCCCUGUCGACACGAAGGAUCCCAACAAGUGCCCCGCCACCGUUAAGACCUCUAGCGGCUGGGUCGGGCAGGCCACGCAAGAGGACUUCUACUUCGGUUUUGAGCGUUGGGUCAAAGGCGUUCAGGAUUCCAAGAAGCGAACUGCUUUUCUGCCUGUGUGGUCGGAUCCGCGUUUGAGCAGUUUUCCCAUGGAGUAUUUCAGUCCGUUUUGUGGGGAGUUGGAGGUAUCCCCUAUGGCCGCCAGUGGCGAGACGACGGCGACCGCAGUCUCUCCCAUGACGAGGCAGGAUUGUUUUUUCUUGCCUAUGUCCAGCUGCAUGAUGGACUCUGCGCACUGGGGGAAGAACGUGGUGGACGAAUCUGACAUGGCUCUGCCGUUCCGUCACCGCAUGCCCAAGCCAUUUGACGGUCUCAUGGCUGGCGACUUACGUGUUAUGUGGCAGAUGUUGUUCUUCCGUCAGAAUGCGCAGACACGAAAUGAGGUUGCCCGCCUUGAAGCAGAGUGGCGCUCUGUGAACCAAGCGUGGCCCGCGUCCAAAGGAGGGCCCGCUUGCGCGGCGGUCCAUGUCCGCCACGGGGACAAGCUGACACCAUUCUGGAUAAAAGAACACGACACCAUCGCGGGAGGCUUUAAUAAGAGCCUGGACGACUAUUUAGAUGUGGCGCUCCAGAUGAUGGAGGACGAGCCUCAGCUGACCGACGCCUCUCGGAGCAAGGAGCUUCCGCUGGUAUUCGUGAUGUCCGACGACGCUGACAUCAUCGCGGCGACAAAGCGCUCGCGACGGGCGAGGAUCCAUACCGUGGCCCCGGGCACGCAGCUCCAUUCUUGUCAGACACGCUUUCCGACAAAGAUGUAGCCGCUGGUACCAUUGGCGACUUUGGAUACGCUCAGGCCAGCUCCGGGGACAUGUUGUCGUGGUUGCUGUCCGUCCGCCUCAUGAGCGCCUGCGGCACCUUUGUCGGCAACCUGGAGAGCACCUUCUCAAGGUUUCUGUACUAUGGCAUGUGCAAGCAGCGCAGCGGCAGAUGCCCUCGCAGUUUCAGCUUUGGUCGCGUGCAAGCUGAGCGUUCUGCCAUGUUUGAGGAAUGAGUGGCUCCAGAGGUCGCAUCGGUGAAUUUUAGCAUCUGUACAAGAUAGUUUCUGCCCCAAUGUCUAUGUAUGUAAUCUAAUAUAUAUGUCACAGGGUGGCGAACAUCACGCAGCUGUGCAAAUCCAACGAGGAGGAGGAAAGCUGGGAGGCGCGAGCGGCUGCGGGCCAGCGGGGCCGCCUGGCCGCUCCAUCGGAGGCGCGCGUGCGGGAGAGCUGUAGAUGCACAUGCGAUGCGCAACCGAGCAAGUCGCUGCUCUCGCGCGGCCCAUGUGGCCGUACUUUUUCUCCGUUGGUUGAGUCUCUUCCCGUCACUGCGGCGCGGGAGAGUCGUGGAGCGACCGGUGUGAUAGCGUGCGAGCACUCUCAUUCUGCUGUGCCCAGGCUUCCUUCGGCUCUGCCAGUACUUGUAGCACCGCUGUGCUCUUCGAGUGUCUGUAGCAUCGCUGUGUUCAGCCAUGACUCGUGCUCGUUUCUGUGUCUGCCGGAUUUCUGCUUGGCCCUUCGGCGCAAGAUGACGACGAUGAAUCUGACGAUGGACAGGAGAGCCCUGAUUUUCGUCCGCGCUACGUCUCUGCAGUUCGUUCCCCUUGCGAUUCUGUACACUACUUCUCAUGCGAUGCCAUGGCCUCACCCGCCUCGCCCUUAAAGGGGCCUGGGCGCAUGCCCGCACAGGCGAUCCGUUUCCGUUUCCGUUUCCUCAAGAGCAGGUGGUGGUGCGCAGGG
This is a messenger RNA of Prorocentrum cordatum, 2268 nucleotides long. The record is from the annotation of a GenBank genome assembly. NCBI's taxonomy places the organism in Eukaryota, Dinophyceae, Prorocentrales, Prorocentraceae.